Messenger RNA from Aspergillus nomiae NRRL 13137, 1311 nucleotides. It is a transcript of the gene lys1, whose product is annotated as saccharopine dehydrogenase (NAD+, L-lysine-forming). The record is from RefSeq and is a predicted model, not a curated record. Bases 1 to 1119 code for a protein of 372 amino acids. Gene Ontology annotation, molecular function: saccharopine dehydrogenase (NAD+, L-lysine-forming) activity. NCBI's taxonomy places the organism in Eukaryota, Fungi, Ascomycota, Eurotiomycetes, Eurotiales, Aspergillaceae. Gene Ontology annotation, cellular component: cytoplasm. The transcript is spliced from 9 exons.
AUGUCUUCCAACAAGAUCUGGCUUCGUGCUGAAACCAAGCCCGCCGAGGCUCGGUCUGCUUUGACCCCAACUACUGCCAAGGCUCUUAUGGAUGCUGGCUAUGAAGUGACUGUAGAACGCUCUACACAGCGAAUCUUCGAUGAUGAGGAAUUCGCAAAGAUUGGUGCCCCACUAGUCGAGGAGGGAUCCUGGGCCAAGGAUGCUCCCAAGGAUGCAUACGUUUUGGGUCUCAAGGAACUGCCCGAGGACGAUUUUCCUCUUGAACACGUCCAUAUUACCUUUGCCCACUGCUACAAGAAACAGGGAGGCUGGGAGAAGGUUCUCAGCCGGUGGCCUCGUGGAGGCGGAACCCUCUUGGAUUUGGAGUUCCUCACUGAUGAAGUUGGACGGAGAGUUGCUGCUUUCGGCUGGUCGGCCGGUUAUGCCGGUUCCGCAUUGGCUGUGAAGAACUGGGCUUGGCAAUUGACUCAUCCUGAGGGCGAGCCUUUGCCCGGUGAGGUUCCGUACGCUAACCAGGAGCUCCUCACUCAGUCCGUGAAGGAGUCCCUGGAAGCUGGCAAGAAGCAAUCCGGCCGGUCCCCCAAGAUUCUUGUCAUCGGAGCUCUUGGACGUUGCGGCAGCGGUGCUGUACAACUUGCCAAGGAUGUUGGUAUCCCCGAAUCUGAUAUCAUCCAGUGGGAUAUCGAGGAGACGAAGAAGGGCGGUCCUUUCCAGGAGAUUGUCGACGCAGAUAUCUUCGUCAACUGCAUCUAUCUUUCCAGCGAGUCUAUUCCCGCAUUUGUCAACGUUGCAUCUCUCUCUACCCCUAACCGCCGUUUGUCUGUCAUUUGUGACGUGAGCGCUGAUACCACUAACCCCAACAACCCUAUUCCCGUGUACGAUAUUACCACCACUUUUGACAAGCCCACAGUGCCUGUCACCCUGCCGGCGGGAACGCAAGGCCCCCCUCUUAGCGUGAUCAGUAUCGACCAUCUCCCCUCGCUUCUCCCUCGUGAAAGCUCCGAGAUGUUCAGUCAAGCACUGCUUCCUAGUCUGUUGCAGUUGAAGGAUCGGAAGAACGCUCGCGUCUGGACGCAAGCAGAAGAUCUGUUCCAGCAGAAGGUUGCCACUUUGCCAUAGAUAAUUUCGAACAAAAAGCAAUUUGGCAGGGAAUUCUGCGUACGAUCUCCAGCGAUGCUGUGGAACGGUUCAUGAAAAAGUCUAUCUAUAUACCAUGUCGUUAAUUUUCCUGGACGAAUCUAUAAAUAGAUAACAUAUGCCAGAAUAAGUUGUCUCAACACUUGUGCAAAAUCCAAUCUAGAUUGACCGCAU